AUGCCGCGAGAGGUUAUCACAGUACAGUGCGGCCAGGCGGGAGAGCAGCUGGGUUCCACUUUUUGGGAGCUGCUCCUAGCUGAACAUGGCUUGACGUACGAGGGUGGCAUCGGCGACCACAAUGUGCCUGACGGCUGUCAAAACAAUGUCGACUGUUUCUUCUAUGAGGCACACACGGGACGGAGGGUUCCAAGGAGCGCGAUGAUUGACCUCGAUACUGCCGUACAGAGUACAAUUGACAGGAGCCCCAUGCGGCACUUAUUCGAUUACACCUAUUUUGUCUCCAACAAAGAAGACGCCUCGAGCAAUUACGCUCGCGGGUACAUUGGUGUCGGCAGGGCGGUAAUGCGGGAGACAAACGAGGCCAUUCGUCGGCAGGCAGAGAUGUGUGACUCACUUCAAUGUUUUUUCUUAUGCCGAUCGUUAGGCGGUGGCACAGGAUCAGGCUUGGGGUCGCUUGUCCUGGAGAGCAUUGCGGAUGAGUUUGGAAAAAAGUAUCUGCUGGACACUGUUGUCUGGCCUUCUGAAUCCCAGACGUCUAGCGUCGUAGAGCCGUAUAACGCCAUGCUCGCGGUCCCCGCUAUGAGCUCGCACUCUUCCGCUGCCCUACUUUUUGAUAAUGCGGCUCUUUUCGGAGUAUGUCGAAACCUGCUGAAUGUCGAAGCUGUGUUUUACACAAAUCUGAACCAGCUCGUCGCUCAGGUGCUCUCAGCUGUCACUCUGUCAACGCGUUUCGAGGGCUCGCUAAACAGUACCGUGGAGCAGACGCUUGUAAACACGGUUCCGUACCCGGAGGUGAAUUUCCUGACAGCAUCUCUCGCGCCCUUGGCAAAUCGGCGAAGAUACCGCUACGAGCGAGCCUCUACUAAAGACAUCACCAUGGAGUCCUUCCUACCUUCACGAUGUCUGGCGGAGGUCAACUGCGCCGAAGGUCGUUUUAUUGCCUGCCAUCUUAUGUACCGAGGUGACGUCACGCCGCGAGAUGUGCAAGAGGGAAUCGUCGCCGCAAAAAACAGUCGGGCUGUGCGAUUCGUCGACUGGAUGCCUACUGGGUUCAAAUGCAGCCUGAACAACCGUCUGUUGUGCGUCAGUCGGGAUUCUGAGCUCGCUCCUGCCUUCCAGUCGUGUUGUAUGUUCGCGAACAACACUGCCGUCACAUCAGUUCUUGAGCGGACUCUUGGCAACGCUCGCAAGAUGUUUAGCAAACGGGCAUUUGUUAACUGGUUUGUAGCAGAGGGCCUUGAAGAAGGAGAGUUUUCGGAAGCAGACGAGCGGCUUCAACAAAAAAUCAACGACUAUAAUGAGAGCGUGGCCGAUGUCGAGUACUACUACAAGUACGCAGAGCCUGUGAAGAAGGAGCGUGAGGAGGAGACGCCGCAAUCAACGCCGACAACGGCGCCGUCGUCUCCGACUUUCGGAGACAAACGAGAUAGCGAUGCAGAGGAAAAGCUCGCAAGCGUAGUGGCUGCGCUUGCUGGCUGA
Molecule: messenger RNA, 1482 nt
Organism: Besnoitia besnoiti
Lineage: Eukaryota; Apicomplexa; Conoidasida; Eucoccidiorida; Sarcocystidae
Product: tubulin/FtsZ family, GTPase domain-containing protein
Exons: 6
Coding region: 1-1482 (493 amino acids)
Biological process (GO): mitotic cell cycle; microtubule cytoskeleton organization
Cellular component (GO): microtubule; cytoplasm
Molecular function (GO): structural constituent of cytoskeleton; GTP binding
Source: RefSeq, a predicted model, not a curated record